UUGAAAGCUAGUAGCAAAGAAAAAUACUUAUUGGGGAUUUCAGAACUUCUGCUGUAGCAGCAUGAGUUAGGUGACAUAUCCUUGUUGGACUUCUGAGUACAGAGCACGCUGAAUGACAAUGGAAACCAACACCCUCACGAUCAUGAUGAUGAAUGUAACAAACAACGCUUCCGACUGCAUCCUUACAGCCAACCGGUUGGAAAAGGUGACUCUUCCAAUCUUGUACUCCGUCAUUAUUUGUGUUGGGCUGCCUGCCAACUUCAUUGCCUUAUGGAUGCUUUUGCAACACAACAGGAAACACGGCAUCCUCAUUUACCUGAUGAACCUUGCCAUGGCUGAUCUGAUCAGUUGCUUAACACUUCCCUUCAGAGCCACAUUGCUUUUCAUGGGAGACACCUGGAAGGAGAAUUCACCUACGUGCACCAUUGUAAUGAUUAUCAUUAACUUCAGUUUCUACUAUACUGUGAGCUGCAGCACAAUUUUCCUUGCAUUUAUCAGCAUCAGCAGAUAUGCCAUGAUUGUAAAGCCCAACAACAUGCAGCUGAAUAAAUUCUAUGGUACAAGUUUUGCACGGAAUGCCUGUACCAUCACCUGGAUAUUGGCAACAAUCCCCAUUCUUUCACUGAAUAUAAACUAUUUCAUCAAGGAAUUAGACUUUACCAAUGAUCAGGAUUCCGUGUGUUAUAACAUCCAGUUGCAAUAUGGCAAAAGAGUAUCUGCCAAUGCGUUUGUUGCUGUCGCUGUAAUUUUUUUGAUUAUUUUAGCCAUGUUUGCAUUUUCUUAUGCAUCAAUAGCACUGCACCUGUGCAUGGUGAGGAGAAAAAGCAUAAGUCAACACAAUCGAGUGAUCCAUGUACGAGCACAGAUGAUCAUCAUCGCUGCAAUGACUGGAUUCAUUGUCUGCCAUUUACCUUAUCACGUUUAUCAGAUUGUCACUGGGCUGCAGAGAUUGAAGAACAGCAGUUGCGAGCACCUCCUGGGGACGCAUCAUGUGAAACUGAUAACACUAUGGCUUGUUUCAUUGAGCAGCUGCCUGAAUCCUAUUCUAUACUUCCUACUGUCAAAAUCCUUCGUGGAAAACCGAUCAAAGAGAAAGUCAUCUGACAUGUGAUAUCAUCUUUGGAAUCACAGGCCCACAGCCUUCAGUAGUUUGACAACGAGGCUCACUGGUGUUUCCAGAAAUGUGCUUAUGAAUUUACUAUUUUUUAAAAAGUAGUAAAGAGUCGUUGUUGGAAAGCACCAACUGUUUUCAGCAUGAUCUGACUAUUGGCACAUCACUAUCACCGUGUCGUCAUUCAGAUGAAGAACUUGUACUGAGGCAAAAAUCGUGAACAAACAAGUAAGGCAGCUAUAUGAUGACACAAAAAAAGGAACUGCCUCCCCAAUAAACAAUUAGCUGGUGGUUAGAAUAUGAACAAAGACUGUGCAGUAAGUGGACUCUUCCACAAAAAUAAACCCCACGAGUCCCUCCAAAGUCAAUGCAAAAUUAAACCCCCAGAACAGGGGUAACCUGAGUAGCUUGGAGCAUUAAAAUAACUCACCAAGAAACAAAUGGCUCAAGAUUAAAAACAUCACCAAUUAAUUUGUUAUUCCAACAGAAAUAUUCAGGCAAUUAAGAUGGAGCAUUAGCUUUCUUUCACCAGUUUUCACCAAUCUGUCAGAAUCAUAGAGAUGUACAGCAUGGAAACAGAUCCUUCGAUCCAACUCAUCCAUGCUGACCAGAUAUCCUCAACUAAUCUAGACUCAUUUGCCAGCAUUUGGCCCAUAUCCCUCCAAACCCUUCCUAUUCAUAUACCAUUCAAAUGCUGUUUAAAUGCUGUAAUUGUACCAGCCUCCACCACUUCCACUGGCAGCUCAUUCCGUACAUACACCACCCUCUGUGUGAAAAAGUUGCCCAUUUAGAUUGCUUUUAUAUCUUUCCGCUCUCACCCUAAACCCAUGCUCUCUAUUCUUGACUCCACCACCCCAGGGAAAAGACUUUGUCAGUUACCAUACCCAUGCCCCUCAUAAUUUUAUAAACUAUUAAGUCACCCCUCAACUUUCGACGCUCUAGGGAAAUCAGCUCCAGCCUAAUCAGCCUCUCCCUGUAGCUCAAAUCCUCCAAUCCUGGCAACAUCGUUGUAAAUCUUUUCUGAACCCUUUCAAGUUUCACAACAUCCUUCCAAUAGGAGGAGACCAGAAUUGCACACAAUAUUCCAAAAGUGGCCUAAUCAAUGUCCUGUACAGCCACAACAUGACCUCCCAACUCCUGUACUCAAUACUCUGACCAAUAAAGGAAAGCGUACCAAACACCUUCUUCAUUAUCCUAUCUACCUGCGAUUCUACUUUCCAGGAAUAUGAACCUGCACGCCAAGGUCUCUUUGUUCAGCAACACUCUCUGGGACCUUACCACUAAGUGUCUAAGUCCUGUGCUGAUUUGCUUUUCCAAAAUGCAGCACCUGACAUUUCAUUAGCCCAUCUGAUCAAGAUCCUGUUUAACUCUGAAGUAACCUUCUUCAGUGUAAUCAUCCACAAAAAAAAAGAGUCCCUCCAAAACCUCACAAGAGCCAUUCUAUUGGCAUUUAUUGUGACAUUCUCAAAGAGUUUCACCUGAUGCAGGUAAAAGAAACCAAAGAGCUGGGGAUGCUGGAAAUCAGAAACUAAAACAGAAACUGCUGAAAUAACCCAGUAGGUCUGGCAGUGUCUAUGGAGAGAAAGCAGAGUUAACUGCUGAAGAAUGAAGAAGGGUCUCUGGACUUGAAAUGUUUUCUCUACAUGGACUCUGCCAGACUUGCUGGGUUUUCCCAGCGAUUUCUGUUUCACCUGAUAAAGUGCCGUGUUACUCCACUUUCUCAGAGAUUCCAGGGUAUCUUCCCAGGGGUCCCCCAGGACUUGCAUGAGGAUUGGGAGAACAGCACCAGCUAUGGCAGGAGGGAGUGAUGGGACAUCAAAGCUGUGAUUUUUCUGCCUCUUAUCUACAUGAGAUCUGUCUUUGUCUGGAGCUCCUCCAGCAGGGUCUGCUACGCAGUGUUUGUGACCCUGUACUGGACACUCUUUCCCUCAGUCCUGAGCCUGUUAUAGCCAAAGCAUGUUCACACCCUUUGUGGAACUGGAUGUGCGAAAUCCACAUCUACCACUCCACAGAAAUUGGUUUUCACCAGCACUCAAAUAUCGAACCUACAGAUUUCUGCUGGAGUACUCCAAUGAUGGUAAUCAGUAAUUAGGGCCAAAGUUGGAUCAGAAAACCCAGUCUUUCAAACAAGCACUAAUGCAAAAGCAAAAUUCUACGGAUGCUGGAAUUAUGAAAUGAAAACAGGAACUGUUGGAACUACUUAACAAAGUCUGGUAGCAUCUGCAGAGAGGAAAACAAGGUGAAUGUUUCAAGUCAAUGGUCCUUCAUGAAGACUUAAUUUGCUUGCAGCUCCAAUAAAAAGCUAUUGAUCUGGAAAGCUGGUUAAAAUAUCAUUUCCAGUUGCCAAUCCCAACACCAGCCUAAAUUCCAGAGCAGGAACAUGGUUGUGCCAACAGUGGGACUCCGAAGAAGAUUUGCAAAGUGGUGGCUCAUUAUCAGGCUGGCCAUGGGAGCACUAUUAAACAAUUGAGGCCUUUAAAUUUGGGCCUUAUGGAAACAGCCAAGGUACUGAGCCCCAGCAGGAGACUUGGACGUAGUCACUGUAAGAGGGAGGGAUUACAAAGACAAGUCAAAGUGCAGGCAUUCUGUAAAAAUUUGUAAAUAUUUUAAAAUAUACUGUGGCGACAGCAGUCAAGGUAUCACUGUAGUGGUGGCAACCCCUCCACUGGAUGGUCUGUGUCAGUGACUUGGAUCUUCAGUGCAGCAGAUGCAUCCUGAGCUGCUUUGUAGGAUAUACCUCUGGCCGCUGCUCUACUCGAGUGAGAGAUGUAGAUCACGGAAACAGACCCUUCGGUCCAACUCAUCCUUGCCAACCACAUUUCCUAAACUAAUCUCAUCCCACUUGCCAGCAUUUGGCCCAUAUCCCUUUAAACCCUUCCUAUUCAUGUAGGAAGAAGCCAGCACCACGUUAUCCACAAGCUCCAGCAACCUUAGAGGGCUUUGACACUUGGGAAAUUGAUAUAUUUGUCACUCUAAUCAGAUACAGUGUUAGCUAUCAACAUCUGUGAAGCCCAUAGGUGGAAACAUAGGAACGACAUGGCAUGGCAACACCAGGAAGCCCUAGGUAAUUCGAUUCCAGCCCUGGGUAACUGUCUAUGUGGAGUUUGCACAUUCUCCUUGUGUCUGCGUGCAGUUCCUCUGGGGGCUCUGAUUUCCUGCCACAGUCCAAAGGUGUGCAGGUCAGGUGGAUUAGCUACAGGAAAUGCAGGAUUACAGGGAAAAGGGGAUGGGUCUGGGUGGGAUGCUCUUCAGAAAAUUGGUAUGGACCCAACUAGCCAAAUAGCUUGCUCCCAUACUGCAGGGAGAAUUUCAUGCUGAAAUUAUUUUGCAGAUCAUCCUCUGCUCUUUAGGGUGGCACAUUGGCUCAGUGGUUAGCACUGCUGCCUCACAGUGCCAGGGACCCGAGUUUGAUUCCUGCCUCAGGCAACUGUCCAUGUGGAGCUUCCAUAUUCUCCCGGUGUCUGUGUGGGUUUCCUCUGGGUGCUCCGGUUUCCUCCCACAAUCCAAAGUUGUGCAGGUUAGUUGAAUUGGCCAUGCUAAAUUGCCCAUUGUGAUCAGGGAUGUGUAGAUUAGGUGCAUUAGUCAGGGGUAAAUGUAAAAUUAUAGGGUAAGGGGAUGGCUGUGAGUGGGUUACUGCUUAGAGAGUCGGUAUGGACUUGUUGGGCCUAAUGGCCGGUUUCCACACUGUAGGGAUUUUAUGAUUCCAUAAAAUAAUAAACUGUGGCAUUAUUAAUUACCAUUGUAGCUUAAGAGAUGUAAUUUAAUUGUUUAAUCAAGCAAAAUCUGCUGCAUUGACUUCCUGCUAGUGCUGACUUUCUUUUAAUAAACCGAUUUAAGUUUAUAAAUGAAA
Molecule: messenger RNA, 4961 nt
Organism: Hemiscyllium ocellatum (epaulette shark)
Lineage: Eukaryota; Metazoa; Chordata; Chondrichthyes; Orectolobiformes; Hemiscylliidae
Product: probable G-protein coupled receptor 82
Exons: 2
Coding region: 113-1111 (332 amino acids)
Biological process (GO): G protein-coupled receptor signaling pathway
Cellular component (GO): plasma membrane
Molecular function (GO): G protein-coupled receptor activity
Source: RefSeq, a predicted model, not a curated record